This is a messenger RNA of Oryzias latipes (Japanese medaka), 1686 nucleotides long. RefSeq names its product aminoadipate aminotransferase (gene aadat). Gene Ontology annotation, molecular function: L-kynurenine:2-oxoglutarate transaminase activity; pyridoxal phosphate binding. The record is from RefSeq and is a predicted model, not a curated record. Gene Ontology annotation, biological process: biosynthetic process. NCBI's taxonomy places the organism in Eukaryota, Metazoa, Chordata, Actinopteri, Beloniformes, Adrianichthyidae.
AGCCGCUUACGAAAGGUCAGUUACACAGCGUUAACGGGGUCAGAGCUCCAGUUUUGUGUAUUUCUUACAUAAAUUGAGGUUUUAGAUCAUUUGGUCGUCCGUUUACUGACCUUCGCUGCUGUUUCUAUGUUAGGAUUCAUUAAACAGGCUUUUCCAUUGAAAUUGCCGGUUUAUUUAGAGUUAAAUAAAUGAUUACAUGAUGACGUUGGUUGUCUUAUUUUGAGAGCACCCUUUUUCUUUUUUUCCUGUCCUGUUUUAAACAGUCUACUAUGAUCAGGGUCAUGAAUUACGCUCGAUUCCUCACAGCUGUGAGCUCAGCUAGAAAGCCCUCUCCCAUCAGGAUGCUGACUGAGCUGCAGCAGCGGUCACCUCCAUCCCUGAUCUCCCUGGCUGGAGGAGCUCCAAAUCCCAACACGUUCCCGUUUCAGUCAGCAUCCAUCCAAGUGAAGGAUGGCAAAAUGGUCACCUUUGAUGAGACAGCAAUGAGGAGGGCUCUACAGUAUUCUGCCUCCAAUGGGAUUCCAGAAUUGCUCACAUGGAUGAAGAAUUUGCAGAAGGACCUCCACAACCCACCGACCAUCAGCUACAGCCCAGAGGAAGGCCAGAUGGACAUGUGUGUGACGACAGGGAGCCAGGAGGGGCUCUGCAAGGUGUUUGAGAUGCUGGUGAAUCCCGGGGACAACGUGCUCCUGGAUGCUCCAACGUACUCUGGCACGCUUGCCGCGCUCCAACCCCUUGGCUGCAAUCUGAUCAACAUCCCCAGUGAUCAUCAUGGAAUGAUCCCUGCGGCUCUGAAAGAGACCCUGUCUCGCUGGGAUCCCCUGGAGGUCCACAAACCUGGUAGCACUGCACCCAAGAUCCUCUACACCAUCCCAAAUGGAGGAAACCCCACCGGUGCCUCCAUGACAAUGGAGAGGAAGAAGGAUGUCUAUGAGCUGGCCCAGCAGUACGACAUGCUCAUCAUUGAGGACGAUCCCUACUACUUCCUUCAGUUUGAGAAGCCGUGGGCUCCAACCUUCCUCUCUAUGGACAUUGAUGGUAGGAUCAUCAGGACAGACUCCUUCUCCAAGAUCCUUUCCUCAGGGCUCCGGUUAGGUUUCGUCACGGGUCCCAAACCUCUGGUAGACCAUGUGGUGCUCCACAUCCAGGCCUCAACGAUGCACACCAGCACCUUCACCCAGCUCAUGGUGUCUCAGUUGUUGCACAGUUGGGGACAAAAGGGUUUCCUCCAGCACAUAGAUGGAGUCAUAGAGUUUUACAGGAAACAGCGUGACGCCAUGAUCUGCUCUGCAGACAAGUGGCUGAAAGAUGUGGCAGAGUGGCACACCCCAUCGGCAGGCAUGUUUCUAUGGCUGAAACUGAAGGGAAUAGCGGACACACAGCAGCUCAUUAUGGAGAAGGCAUUGGAAAAAGAGGUGUUGCUGGUUCCUGGAGGCGUCUUCACGAUCAACAGCAGUGACCCAUGUCCCUAUGUCAGAGCGGCUUUUUCCCUCUCCACACCAGAGCAGAUUGAUGAGGCUUUCAGAAGACUCUCUUUGCUCAUCAAAGACGCUCUGUGAUGGUUUGUAGCCAUGUUACCUAUCAGAUGGGACGUCAUUAUCAACUUUUUAUAAAAGACUCCUGUCAUUUUAUUUAACACUACUGUCUGUGAAGAAGAAAAGUGAUAAAACAUAAUGCUCCAGUUUA